This is a messenger RNA of Oryza brachyantha (malo sina), 1693 nucleotides long. RefSeq names its product pentatricopeptide repeat-containing protein At3g24000, mitochondrial-like. The transcript has 2 exons. The record is from RefSeq and is a predicted model, not a curated record. Gene Ontology annotation, molecular function: RNA binding; zinc ion binding; protein binding. Gene Ontology annotation, biological process: RNA modification. Bases 22 to 1584 code for a protein of 520 amino acids. Lineage: Eukaryota; Viridiplantae; Streptophyta; Magnoliopsida; Poales; Poaceae.
GCGCGGAGGGUGUUCGACGCAAUGCCGCGCAGGAACGCGGUCACCUGGAACGCGCUCAUCAAGGGGUACGCGCAGGCCGGGCGCAGGGAGGAAGCCAUUCUGCUGUUCCGGGAUAUGAAGAGGGAGGGCAGUGAUAUUGCUCCGGAUAGGUACACUUUCCCGGCGUUGCUUUCCGGCAUUGCCAGGGAGGGUGGCUCUGGCUGCACGCAGGAGCUCGGGGGAGCCCUGCAUGCGCAUGUCAUCAAAGCAGGGCUGGAGAAAGAUCCAUUUGUUGGGGCUUCCCUCGUUUCUAUGUACGCUGCUAGAGGGACAGUGAAGGAUGCAAAGGUCGCCUUUGAUCAAGUGGGUUCCUUGGACCCAAUCGUUUGGUCGUCCAUGAUCUCUGCGUACGCGAACUGCGAGGAGGAAGAGGCUGCUCUCUUGGCUUUCUUCAAUAUGCUGUGUCAAGACAUCAAACCAACACAGUUUGUCUACUCGAGCGUGUUUUCUGUCUGUGGGAGAAUGUCAAAGCUGGAGAUGGGCAAGCAAGUUCACGGACACAGUCUCAAGAGCAAUACUGAGGAGGAUGCCGCAAUGUUAAACGCGCUUUUGAGCAUGUACUCGGAUUGUGGAUGCAUUAAUGACGCACAGAAAGUAUUCUCUUCAAACGAUAACGUGAACGUAGUUUCUUACAAUUCAAUGAUUUCAGCUCUUGGACAGCAUGGGUAUCCGAAAGAAGCAGUUGAGCAUUUCAGGCAGAUGAAGCUUGCUGGUCUUAUGCCUGACGAGGUAACCUUGCUAAGUCUGCUCUCUGCUUUCAACCAUGCUGGUCUUGUUCAUGAAGGCCUGCAGAUAUUCAAUUCCAUGGUGGAUAUUGAAGGCAUAAAACCGACAUAUCAACAUUAUGCCUGUAUCGUUGACAUGCUGGCUCGGUCAGGCUUAAUUGGAGAAGCCAUAAAAACAAUCAAUGGAAUGCCCUUUGAAGCUGAAGCACCAUUAUGGAGGAUUGUUCUUGGUGCAUGCAACAAACACCUUGAUAUUGACACUGGCAAGCACAUUGCAGAGAUGCUGUUUGAGAUGGAACCCUAUGAAGCAACAAACUAUAUACUGCUUAGUAAUCUUUAUGCAAGGUUAGGAAAGUGGACAGAAGCGGAAAAGGUUAGAAAUCUGAUGGAUGGGAGGGGUGUAGAUAAGGAUGAUGCAUUUAGCUGGAUUGAGAUGGGUCAGAGAACACAUAUAUUUGGUGUUGAUGACCGCUCACACCCCAUCUCCAGAGAGAUAUAUAGGAAUUUAGAUAGCCUAAUAAGUAAUAUUAAGGUUGCAGGCUAUGUGCCUGAUAUCAGUUUUGCUGCACACAACAUACAAAGGGAUAGGAAGGAAGAAUCGUUGUAUUAUCACUGUGAAAAACUGGCAUUUGCUUUUGGGGACCUGGCUGCUCCUUCUGGAAGCACUAUCCGCAUCAUGAAGAACCUUCGUGUUUGUGGUGAUUGUCAUUGUGCAUACAAAUACUUCUCCCUUGUCACAGGAAGAGAAAUAAUAUUGAGAGACAAUCAGAGGUUUCACCAUUUCAACAGGGGUUCUUGUUCCUGCGGUGAUUACUGGUAAUGGAUCAAUAAGUUAUCAUUCAAUUGUACAUCCUAGCAGUGAUUUAGGAGCUCUACUGACAGUCUGACACCAUAUAUGUUUAGGUCCCUGCAUCUUGUCCCAGGCGGCA